AUGAAUAAAGCCACGGAAAAGCUGAUGGCAUAUCGGAGAGAAGCACAGAAAAAGUGUGCAGAAGCUACUGGCGAUAAUGUGCCGGUGGAGCCAGAAAAGAUGUCAGCAUAUUCCGUUUUCAAUCCCAAUUGUGAAAGAUUACUGGGUCAAAUGACCGCUGAGCAUUUUGAGCGUGAUGUAUUACGAAGGCGAAUUGAUUGA
Molecule: messenger RNA, 201 nt
Organism: Haemonchus placei
Lineage: Eukaryota; Metazoa; Nematoda; Chromadorea; Rhabditida; Trichostrongylidae
Source: the annotation of a GenBank genome assembly